GUGAUUGAAGCAAACUUUAGUGGAGAGAUGAACUUGAAAAUAGAAACUGACUUAGUAUCUGUAACAACACAUUUUAAAGACCUGGGAAAUCCUCCUUGGGCAUCAGAGGAUGGAUGUCAAAGUUCUGCAGAAGGCAGAGAUGUGGAAAGUAUGGCCGAGGCACGCAUAGACAUCAGGAAGCUGCAGCAGCUGCUUGCUGGGCAGCAGGUCAAUCCUACAAAAGCAUUGUGCAACAUUGUAAGUAACAGAGUUGUCCAUUUCGUCUUGCUCCAUGAGGAUGUUUCUCUUCAGUAUUUUAUUCCAGCACUCGCCUGA
Molecule: messenger RNA, 315 nt
Organism: Acanthisitta chloris (rifleman)
Lineage: Eukaryota; Metazoa; Chordata; Aves; Passeriformes; Acanthisittidae
Product: checkpoint protein HUS1-like
Exons: 3
Biological process (GO): mitotic DNA replication checkpoint signaling; double-strand break repair via homologous recombination; mitotic intra-S DNA damage checkpoint signaling
Cellular component (GO): checkpoint clamp complex; site of double-strand break; nucleolus
Source: RefSeq, a predicted model, not a curated record